This is a messenger RNA of Cooperia oncophora, 300 nucleotides long. Lineage: Eukaryota; Metazoa; Nematoda; Chromadorea; Rhabditida; Trichostrongylidae. The record is from the annotation of a GenBank genome assembly.
AUGAAUGGCUUCACGGAUGCCGACUAUGUAAACUUCCGCUAUUUGGUUCACAGUAAUGUUGUACAGGCGAUCACUCAGUUGUUGACAGCUGCUGAACAAUUCAAGUAUUCGCCUGAUGAUAGUGAAAAGUUAGCGCAAGCCCUUGAUUUCUUUCGAGUCUACAAGGAGCAGGUGAGACCGUCGGAGGUCGAGCUCAGCUUAGAGCUGUCACGUGCGAUUUCUAUAAUCUACAACUCGCAAUUUAUAAAGAGCACCCUGUUACGGAAAGACGAGAUCGAGUUACUCGACUCGGCAGAAUAG